Molecule: messenger RNA, 1093 nt
Organism: Papaver somniferum (opium poppy)
Lineage: Eukaryota; Viridiplantae; Streptophyta; Magnoliopsida; Ranunculales; Papaveraceae
Product: stress-related protein-like
Exons: 3
Coding region: 128-814 (228 amino acids)
Source: RefSeq, a predicted model, not a curated record
AAUUUAUACCCGACACAUCAAAAGGUUGCUGCUCCGUAUAACAUUUCUAUAUAUAUCUCAGCUGGAUCCUUUACUUGAGUUUUGUUUUGAUAAUUCGAACAAAGAAAAAAAAAAUCAGACAGCAACAAUGGCGACAACUACUGAUACAAGAAACAAGGGGGAGAAUGGAGCUAAGAUUACCAUUGAGAGCAGUAAUGAAGAGCUGAAACAUCUUGGAUUCGUAAAAGUAGCUUAUUUUAACAUUUUAAUUUUUGGGUCUAGUUUUUAUGAAUUCGUUAAAGAUAAUUCUGGACCAUUCAAAUCUGGGAUUGGAAAAGUUGAGGGUAUUGUUAGUCCUGUUCUUGACAAGUUCAGAGAUGUACCUGUUCAUCUUCUUGGAUUUCUUGAUAAGAAGGUUGAUUUUGCUACAAAUAAGUUCGAUGAACAUGCUCCUCCUAUGGCUAAGCGGUUAGCCUGUCAAGCAAGGUCAAUGGUUCAGAAGGCAUUGGGAUUGACCUCCAGUCUUGCAUCCGAGGCUCAAACAAGAGGUGUAACUUUUGCCGCAUGUUCUGCAAUUACAAAGUCCAGAGAAUGCUUAACAGAACAAACAGUAAACGCCUGGUGGACACUCAACCGUCUCACGCCAUUUCGAAUGGUGGCACAGGUGACAGUUCCCAGGGCUGCUCAGUUGUCAGAGAAGUAUAAUGACGUUGUCAUGAGCAUGUCAGAAAAAGGGUAUACUGCCUCGAGCUACCUUCCACUGGUUCCACUCGACAAAAUAGCCGAGACUUUCAGGAAGGGUAAAGCAGUUUCAAAAGAAAAGAAGUCAAGCUGAGGGAUUUUAAAUGGGUGAAGGUUUGGUUCGAGUAUGGAGACUAGUGAAAGAGGAACAAGCAUUUAGCCUAGAAUCUAGUAUGGAUAUCGAGAGUGUUGGUGAGGAGUGUACAGGGACUAUGUGGUGUUGAACUUUGCGUAUGUAAAUAUUAUUAGUAAUAACACGUCCAUUUUCUUGGUUAGUUUCUGCAUUGGAUGUGGAAGGGAAUAGUGCUAUUUAAGGGAUGGUUUUAUGAUUUCCUUCUAGUUCUGGAAUCUGGAUUUUAUUUUUGUUUCAAAA